CUCUCCCUCCCUCUUUCUCCACGGCAUGCUAGCUACCACAAGCUAUUGACCAGCAGAGAGACUUCAACUGAAAGCAGAUUUUUUUGAAUCUAUUCUCACCGUUCCCCACCAUCAAUCCCGGUCUUACAUUUCGCAGACCGACAAUUCGCAAGAAAGACCCCAAAAGGGUAGACGAGAGAGAAAACAGAAAAAUGGUCCACGCCGAUGCAUCCACGUUCGCCGAGGGCGUGAGCAAGGAGGCGGCGCUCCGGCAGGUGGUCGAGCAGGCGGAGGGUUUGAUGGAGGGGCAGAGAAAUUGGGUUGCGUAAGUGGACAUGAAAUGGCUUGAUGGUGAUCAGAAAGACAGCCACCGUAUCAUCACGUAUUUCCCAGUCCAUUCGUCUCUUUCAUCCUUACCUCUCUUUCCUCUCUUACGGCAAGGCAGACUGCGAUGUGUGAUGAGGAACAGGGAGAGGGGAAACCGCCUCCCCAAUAGCGAGCAGAAAGAGAGGACUGACAUUGGGACUUUUCCCACCUUCGCACACAGCAACCUGGCCAACGCAGCAUCAUUGCUAUGGCACGCCUACAAGAGCCUGCCGUCGCCAAGUAAGGAUGUGAACUGGGCUGGUUUCUAUGUCCUCGACCCGUCCUCGGCCCCCUCUCACCCGUCCCUCAUUCUGGGCCCCUUCCAGGGAAUGGUUGCUUGCCAGACCAUCGCCUUUGGCCGCGGCGUCUGCGGAACCGCCGCCGCCACCCAGCAGACCCAGCUCGUGCCGGACGUCGACCUGUUCCCGGGCCACAUCGCCUGCGACGGCGCUAGCAAGAGCGAGAUCGUGGUGCCCAUCACGGCGGACGUGGUGAGCCCUGAGGGCGCUGGUGGUCUGCCCCAUGUGGAGAAGAAGGUUGUGGGGAUCAUUGACCUGGACUGUGCUGUGAAGGAGGGGUUUGACGAGGUGGAUCGGGCCUGGCUGGAGAGGUUGGCGGAUGUGCUGGGGAGGGGAUGUGACUGGUGAUUGGGAUGGACGGUUAGUGAGGGGGGGGGGGGGGAAAAAAAGAGGAAAAGGAAAAGCACAAGAGCAUCACGAUGAUCUCUGAUAUGAGAAAGGAAAACAGAUUUUUUUGCUUGGCAGUUACAGAGUUAGCAAUUCUUAGGACACUCACUUCUCG
Messenger RNA from Cryphonectria parasitica EP155, 1146 nucleotides. RefSeq lists its product as uncharacterized. The record is from RefSeq and is a predicted model, not a curated record. Gene Ontology annotation, cellular component: cytosol. NCBI's taxonomy places the organism in Eukaryota, Fungi, Ascomycota, Sordariomycetes, Diaporthales, Cryphonectriaceae. Gene Ontology annotation, molecular function: L-methionine (R)-S-oxide reductase activity; protein binding. The transcript has 4 exons. The coding region runs from base 438 to 992 and encodes 184 amino acids.